Molecule: messenger RNA, 1884 nt
Organism: Daldinia caldariorum
Lineage: Eukaryota; Fungi; Ascomycota; Sordariomycetes; Xylariales; Hypoxylaceae
Product: carotenoid oxygenase
Exons: 2
Coding region: 1-1884 (627 amino acids)
Biological process (GO): carotene catabolic process
Molecular function (GO): carotenoid dioxygenase activity
Source: RefSeq, a predicted model, not a curated record
AUGGCGGGACAGAGACGGAUUUUACAUCCAUAUCUUACUGGAAAUUUUGCUCCCAUCAAGCGAACUCGAAAAUUAACACGAUGCUCCGGCACCGGGCAUAUCCCAAGGGAGCUCGCUGGAGGUCAAUACGUCCGCAACGGCGGAAAUCCGACUACCUAUGACGACCUAGAGAGAGAUUCACACUGGUUUGACGGUGAUGGCAUGCUCACCGGUGUCCUCUUUAGGCGCAAAGAUGAAAACGGCAAUAUCGAGCCAGAAUUUGUGAAUCAGUACAUUUUGACAGAUGUUUAUUUGAACGCGAAAGACAAUGAGAAUUUGAAGCGCCCGUUGCUUCCUAGCAUAGCAACAUUACUCAGCGCUUCCAUGACAACUAUCAUCGCGGCAGUAGUUAGGACAUUGAUUCUCGUAUUGUUGUCGAGAUUGCCGGGAUCCAAAAGAACAGUCAAAAGGAUAAGUGUCGCUAACACUAGCGUAGUAUAUCACGAUGGCAGAGCUCUAGCAACUUGCGAAAGUGGACCGCCGAUGAGAUUUCAUCUUCCUAGCUUGGAGACUAUUGGAUGGUAUGAUGGUCGAAAAGCUGAGAAUGAAAUGAGUCUAAGUAAUAAACCAGGUUUUGGUGGAAAUGGGUUGAUGGCGUUUAUGAAAGAGUGGACAACUGGUCAUCCGCAUUUUGACCCUGUCACAAAAGAACUUAUCUCAUUCCAUGCUGUUUUAGUUAAACCGUUCGUCUAUUACUCGAUAGUCCCGUCAAUUAGGUACUCGGCUACGGCGAAUGGUUCAGGACCAAGGUUUGAGAUGCCCAUUCCGGGAAUACGAUCGCCCAAGAUGAUGCACGACUUUGGGGUUGCGGCACGUCACACGAUCAUAAUGGACCUUCCCCUAUCUCUGGAUCCUCUGAACGGGGUGAAAGGAAAACCAAUUAUCUCAUAUGACCCGACGGAGCGGUCCCGGUAUGGCGUCUUUCCUAGAUAUGAGCCACAUAAGAUACUAUGGUUUGAAACGAACCCAUGCGUCGUCUUUCAUACGGCCAACUGCUGGGAGACUGAGACGUGUGUUCACCUUCUUGUUUGUCGUCUCACAUCAGCAUCGAUUGUGUACAGCGCUGGUGCGCUCACACCUCCUGAGACCCAACCGAUACCUCCAGAGUAUUUGGAAGAGGAGCAGUGCAGGUUAUAUUACUAUAGUUUUCCGCUCGUGAAAGCGGAAACAGAUGAGACACCAAUGAUAAACAAUCAGUGGGCGUUGUCAGCUAUUCCCUUGGAAUUCCCGACGGUAUCACCAUCUCACGCCAUGAGGCUAACCCGCUACAUAUAUGGCUGCAGCACGGGCGGCAUGUCCUAUUCUGCAGCGGUCGGAAAAGGGGCCAAAAUCGCGUACUUAGCAAAGAUAGACGCAACGACGCUGAUUGAUCGAGGCAUUACUCGUCCACCACAGCAGAUCAAAGGUUGUGUUGAUACCCGAGGGGUUGACGAGGUAAUGCAGAGCACAGACGAAAACGACCCGGUCAAGCUGUUUCAAAUGCCCCCAGGUUGGUUCGCACAGGAACCGCGUUUUGUACCGCGUGAAAACCCGGCGACGGAAGAUGACGGUUGGUUGCUUACUUACGUGUUUGACGAGUCCCAACUCGACGAUGAAGGCGAAUGCCGUGAGGAUGCCAUUAGUGAAUUGUGGAUUAUCAACGCGAUAAACAUGAGAGAUAUUGUGGCGAGAGUUAAACUACCGCAAAGAGUGCCUUACGGUUUACAUGGCGCGUGGUUUUCAGAAGAUGAUAUUGCAGGGCAGAGACCAUUUGAUGCGGUUAGGCGGGAAAAACCUACAUCAGAUGUCGAUGAGAAAAGUCUGCUAUCGGCCAUAAGGGACGCUAUUGAAAAAUGGAUUGGAUGA